This is a messenger RNA of Benincasa hispida (wax gourd), 1335 nucleotides long. Lineage: Eukaryota; Viridiplantae; Streptophyta; Magnoliopsida; Cucurbitales; Cucurbitaceae. The record is from RefSeq and is a predicted model, not a curated record.
AUGGCAGAAGAAAUAGAAGCCAUGGAACGAACUAAUACAUGGACUAUUGUCUCUCUUCCAAAGAAUCAUCAUACCAUAGGCAGUAAAUGGGUUUACAAAGUCAAGUACAAACAAGAUGGAACAGUUGACAAAUAUAAGGCAAGACUUGUAGCAAAAAGCUACAAUCAACAAGAAGAAAUAGAUUUCUCAGACACCUUCUCACCUAUCGCCAAAAUUGUCACUGUUAAAGUCUUCUUCGCCCUUGCUACAUCCUACAAUUGGUCACUCACUCAAAUGGACAUCAAUAAUGCCUUCCUAAAUGGUGAUUUGUUUGAAGAAGUGCAUAUGUCUUUGCCAUUGGGUUAUCAAACCUCACAAGUACCAUGGAAAGGUGAGAAACUAGCCUGCAAACUUAACAAAUCUAUAUAUGGGCUGAAACAAGCCUCGAGACAAUGGUCUCUCAAGUUUACAGCUGCUCUAUCUUCACAUGGCUUUCAUCAAUCCAAGUCUGAUUAUUCUCUUUUUACCCAAGGACAUGGACAUGAUUUUGUAGCAUUAUUGGUAUAUGUAGAUGACAUAUUACUAACUGGACCAUCCCCUCAAAUAAUCAGCUCAGUCAAAGAAGUCCUCAAAGGACAUUUCAAACUCAAGGAUUUAGGCCAUGCGAAAGAUUUUCUGGGAUUAAAAUUAUCCAGAUCUCAACAAGGGAUCAUGAUUUCCCAAAGAAAAUAUUGCCUCCAAAUACUUGAGGAUACUGGAUUUCUUGAAGCUAAACCAGCUACAACUCCUAUGGAUCCCAAUUUGAAACUAUCAAAGAAUGAAGGAGAGCUUCUAAAGGCAGAUGACAUCACAUGUUAUAGGAGACUGAUUGGCAGGCUUAUAUAUCUUCAAAUAUCUCGGCCAGACAUAUGCUUUGUUGUUCAUCGGCUAAGCCAAUUCAUCCACAGCCCCACUAAAGCUCACUUAAAUGCCGCUCAUCACUUACUCAGGUACCUAAAACGGUAUCCUGGACAAGGCAUUUUAAUCAGCCCUAUCACUUCCUUUCAUUUAAAAGCCUUUGUGGAUGCUGAUUGGGGAUCAUGUCCUGUUACUAGAAGAUCCAUUACUGGUUUCUGCAUAUUCCUAGGGGCAUCUAUCAUAUCAUGGAAAUCAAAGAAACAAGUCACCGUUUCUAGAUCUUCUGCAGAAGCGGAGUACAGGGCACUAGCCUCAGUUACUAGUGAAUUCAUAUGGAUCUCUCAACUCCUCAAAGAUCUUCAGGUUAAGAUCCUAAUGCCCACUACUGUAUUCUGGACAAUCAAGCUGCUAUUGCCAUUGCCUCUAAUCCAAUGUUUCAUGAGAGGACAAAACACAUAG